Molecule: messenger RNA, 4746 nt
Organism: Pestalotiopsis fici W106-1
Lineage: Eukaryota; Fungi; Ascomycota; Sordariomycetes; Amphisphaeriales; Sporocadaceae
Exons: 5
Coding region: 1-4746 (1581 amino acids)
Biological process (GO): actin filament organization; vesicle transport along actin filament
Cellular component (GO): cytoplasm; vesicle; myosin complex
Molecular function (GO): ATP binding; actin filament binding; microfilament motor activity
Source: RefSeq, a predicted model, not a curated record
AUGUCGUCGAGCUACGAUGUCGGAACGAGAGCCUGGCAGCCUGAUGCCACCGAGGGCUGGGUGGCUUCAGAGGUUGUCAAGAAGACGGUAGAUGGCAACAAGGUCACUCUAGAGUUCAAGCUCGAAAAUGAAGAGAUCAAAAAGGUUGAGCUCUCGCUCGAGGGAUUGGAGUCUGGAAAUGACCCAUCGUUACCGCCGCUCAUGAACCCGACCAUGCUCGAGGCCAGUGAUGACUUGACCAAUCUUUCCCAUUUAAACGAGCCUGCCGUGUUGCAAGCAAUUCGUUUGAGAUACAUGCAAAAGGAAAUCUACACAUACUCGGGUAUUGUGCUAAUAGCUACGAAUCCCUUUGCUCGAGUCGAUUCCCUCUAUGUUCCGGGCAUGGUGCAGGUUUACGCUGGCAGACAGAGAGCGACGCAAGCGCCGCAUCUGUUUGCCAUUGCUGAAGAAGCCUUUGCCGACAUGUUGAGAGACAAGAAGAACCAGACGAUUGUGGUUUCUGGAGAGUCUGGUGCUGGAAAGACGGUCAGCGCCAAGUACAUUAUGCGAUACUUUGCCACGAGAGAAUCCCCCGACAACCCUGGAGGCCGAUCAAAGAAGGGCGCCGACGCUAUGAGCGAAACGGAAGAACAGAUCCUCGCGACCAACCCCAUCAUGGAAGCCUUUGGUAACGCAAAGACGACUCGAAACGAUAACUCGUCCCGAUUCGGAAAGUACAUUGAAAUCAUGUUUGAUGACAAGACCAACAUUAUCGGAGCCAAGAUUCGCACAUAUUUGCUCGAGCGGUCGAGAUUGGUGUUCCAGCCCCUCAAGGAGAGGAAUUACCACAUCUUUUACCAGUUGAUUGCCGGUGCUAAUGAUGCGGAACGCAAGGAGCUCAGCCUUUUGCCCGUUGAGCAAUAUGACUACAUGAACCAGGGCAACGCCCCGGUCAUUGACGGAGUCGAUGACAAGGCCGAGUUCGAGGCUACCAAAAAGUCACUCACAACCAUUGGUGUUGACGAGACACAACAAAUGGGUAUUUUCAGACUGCUGGCUGGCUUGCUGCAUCUGGGCAACGUCAAGAUCACUGCCUCUCGUAAUGAUAGUGUGCUGCCUCCUGACGAGCCUGCGCUGCUCAAGGCCUGUUCCAUUCUCGGAAUUGACGCCACCGAGUUUGCCAAGUGGAUUGUCAAGAAGCAGCUCAUUACUCGUGGCGAAAAGAUUACUUCCAACCUGACGCAGCAGCAAGCCAUUGUUGUGCGUGAUUCCGUUGCCAAGUACAUUUACUCGAGCAUGUUCGACUGGCUUGUCGAGGUUAUCAACCACAGCUUGGCCACUGAUGAGGUGCUGAGCCGCGUCCAAUCCUUCAUUGGUGUUCUUGAUAUCUAUGGUUUCGAGCAUUUUGCCAAGAACUCUUUUGAACAAUUCUGUAUCAACUACGCCAACGAAAAGCUCCAGCAAGAGUUCAACCAGCAUGUUUUCAAGCUCGAGCAGGAAGAGUAUGUCAGGGAACAAAUCGAUUGGACCUUUAUCGACUUCUCUGACAACCAGCCUUGUAUCGACCUGAUUGAGAACAAGAUGGGUAUCCUGUCGCUCUUGGACGAAGAAUCCCGUCUCCCCAUGGGUUCCGAUGAGCAGUUUGUCACCAAGCUGCACCACAACUUUGCUACCCAGGAGAAGAACAAGUUCUUCAAGAAGCCCCGUUUCGGCAAGUCUGCUUUCACUGUCUGUCAUUAUGCUGUAGACGUGACAUACGAGUCCGAUGGCUUCAUUGAGAAGAACAGAGAUACCGUGCCCGACGAGCACAUGGAAGUCCUCCGGGCCAGUUCCAACAAGUUCCUGGGACAGGUCUUGGCUGCCGCUUUGGCCGUGCGCGAAAAGGAUGUGGCUGCAUCGUCGUCGGCCGUCGCCAAGCCAGGUGGUGGCAGGAGGAUUGGAGUUGCUGUUAACCGCAAGCCGACUCUUGGUGGUAUCUUCCGCUCGUCCCUGAUUGAGCUCAUGAACACGAUCAACAACACGGACGUGCACUACAUUCGUUGUAUCAAGCCCAAUGAAGCCAAGGAGGCCUGGAAGUUUGAAGGACCCAUGGUUCUAAGUCAGCUUAGAGCUUGUGGUGUCUUGGAGACUGUCCGCAUUAGCUGUGCUGGCUACCCGACGAGAUGGACAUAUGAGGAGUUUGCUCUCCGCUACUACAUGUUGGUGCCUUCAUCGCAAUGGACCGCCGAGAUCCGGGAAAUGGCCAACGCCAUUCUUUCCAAGGCCCUCGGUGAGAGCACUGGCCAAGGUCAGGACAAGUACCAGCUGGGUUUGACCAAGAUCUUCUUCCGUGCUGGUAUGCUCGCUUUCAUGGAGAACCUCCGUACCGAGCGCCUCAACUCGGCUGCCAUCAUGAUCCAAAAGAACCUCAAGGCCAAGUACUACCGCGCCCGCUACCUGGAGGCACGCACUGCCAUUCUCGAGUUCCAGUCGCUUGCCAGAGCAUUCAUGAUUCGCAGAAAGGCCGAGGAGUGGAGGACAAUCAAGGCUGCCACCACUAUCCAGAAGCACUGGAGAGGUUACAAGCAAAGAAGGGCCUUCCUCAAGAUCCGUGCCGAUCUUAUCCUCGCCCAGUCCGCCGCCAAGGGUUACCUGCGCCGAAAGGAGAUUAUGGAAACCCGCGUGGGCAAUGCAGUACUCUUGAUCCAGCGCGUGUGGCGGUCGAGGAGACAAUUGCGCCAGUGGAGAAGCUACCGCAAAAAGGUCGUCUUGGUUCAGAGCUUGUGGCGUGGAAAGCAGGCAAGAAAGGGUUACAAGAAGGUUCGCGAGGAAGCACGCGACUUGAAGCAGAUUUCGUACAAGCUCGAAAACAAGGUCGUCGAGCUGACACAGGCCCUCGGUACCAUGAAGUCUACCAACAAGACUCUUGUCAGCCAGGUCGAGAACUACGAAGGACAGAUCAAGUCGUGGAAGACGAGACACACUGCCUUGGAGACGCGGACAAAGGAGCUGCAGGCCGAGGCCAACCAAGCGGGUAUCGCCGUGGCCAAGCUCCAGGCAAUGGAAGAGGAUAUGAAGAAGCUCCAGAACAACUACGACGAGUCCAACUCGAAUGUCAAGAGAAUGCAAGAGGAGGAGCGCGAGCUCAAGGAAAAGCUGCGCUCAACCGAGGCCGAACUCGACGAAGUCAAGAAGGAGGGCGCCGCCCAUAUCAACACGGUCAAUGGUCUCAAGCAGCAGCUCGCCGACCUUGCCGAUCAGCUCGAGCUGGCCAGACGCAGUGGCCCCAUCAAUGGCGAGCUUACCAACGGCCACGCCGCCGUGGCCGCCCCGCCCAGCGGUCUCAUCAACCUGGUCUCCUCCAAGAAGAACCUUGCCAAGCGCCGCAGCGCUGGCGAGGACACUCGGGGCAUGGAUCGUUUCAGUGCCGCCUUCAACCCUCGCCCCGUGUCCAUGGCAGUCACCAACGGUGCCCAGCGCGCUCUGCCUCCUACAUCCGGUUUCGUCCCGGGUGUGGACAGCAUCGAGAUGGAGCUCGAGAGCCUUCUUGCCGACGAGGAUGGCUUGAACGAGGAAGUCACCAUUGGCCUCAUCCGCAACCUCAAGAUCCCUUCCCCGAACCAGACCCCUCCACCUUCGGACAAGGAAGUCCUCUUCCCAUCUUAUCUUAUUAACCUCGUCACCUCGGAGAUGUGGAAUAAUGGAUUCGUCAAGGAGUCUGAGAGAUUCUUGGCCAAUGUUAUGCAAUCGAUCCAACAAGAGGUUAUGCAGCACGAUGGAGAUGAGGCCAUCAACCCCGGUGCUUUCUGGCUCUCCAACGUGCACGAGAUGCUCUCAUUUGUCUUCCUUGCCGAAGACUGGUAUGAGGCACAAAAGACGGACAAUUAUGAGUACGACCGUCUUCUUGAAAUCGUCAAGCACGAUCUCGAGAGUCUCGAGUUCAACAUUUACCACACCUGGAUGAAGGUGCUCAAGAAGAAGCUCCAAAAGAUGAUCAUUCCCGCCAUUAUCGAGUCGCAGUCUCUGCCCGGCUUUGUUACGAACGAAAAUAACAGAUUCCUCGGCAAGCUGCUGCAGUCCAACUCGGCCCCGGCCUACAGCAUGGACAACCUCCUCAGCCUGCUAAACAAUGUCUUCCGCGCCAUGAAGGCCUACUACCUGGAGGAUUCCAUCAUCACCCAGGCUGUCACUGAGUUGUUGCGUCUUGUUGGUGUCACUGCUUUCAACGACCUUCUCAUGCGCCGCAACUUCUUGUCCUGGAAGCGUGGUCUUCAGAUCAACUACAACAUUACCCGUAUUGAGGAGUGGUGCAAGAGCCACGACAUGCCCGAGGGUACCCUCCAGCUGGAGCACUUGAUGCAAGCCACCAAGCUGCUGCAGCUCAAGAAGGCUACACUCAACGACAUUGAGAUUAUCCAGGAUAUUUGCUGGAUGCUCUCGCCCAACCAGAUCCAGAAGCUGCUCAACCAAUACCUGGUUGCCGAUUACGAACAGCCCAUCAAUGGCGAGAUUAUGAAGGCUGUCGCCUCGAGAGUUUCUGAGAAGAGCGAUGUCCUCCUUCUGCAGGCUGUCGACAUGGACGACAGUGGUCCAUACGAGAUUGCCGAGCCGCGUGUCAUUACAGCCUUGGAAACAUACACUCCUUCCUGGCUGCAAACACCCAGAUUGAAGCGUCUGGCUGAGAUAGUAUCGGCUCAGGCCAUUGCCCAGCAGGAAAAGUACGACGAAGAAGAGUACGGUGACGAGGGCAUCCCCGAGGAUGAGGAGCCCCUCGAGUCGGAAGCUUAA